UCUCUCUUCUCUUCAACAGGGGCGGCUCCCCGCAGCAGCAGCCGGGCAGAAAAGGAACCGAGAAUCUGCAACCUCUCUUGUGGUCAGGUCAGGUUCGAUCGAGGAUGUUGGCCAUCUUCCAGAAGCAUGUGGCGCACGCGCCCCAGGAGCUGAACAGCCCCCGGAGCGGCGCGGCCAAGCCCAAGGACCCCGACGAGAUCCUCAGGGACUUCCACGCCGUGCACCCGGCAGAUGCCUUCUCCGCCUCCUUCGGGGGUGGCUCCACGCUCGCCUGCGUCGGCGCGCACGCUCGUCCCGCUGCCGGCUACCAGAGGAUGUUCUGUGGGCUGGACGACAUCUUCUGCGUGUUCUUGGGGAGGCUGGACAACCUGAGCAGCCUGAUCCGGCAGUACGGGCUGUGCAACAAGUCCACCAACGAGGCGCUGCUCGUCAUCGAGGCCUACCGCACCCUGCGCGACCGCGGGCCAUACCCGGCCGACCAGGUCGUCAAGGACCUGGCCGGCUCGUUCGCAUUCGUCGUCUUCGACAACAAGUCCGGCUCCGUCUUCGCAGCCCUGGGCACUGACGGCGGCGUGCCGCUGUACUGGGGCAUCGCGGCGGACGGGUCGGUGGUGAUAUGCGAGGACCGUGACAUCGUCAAGCGCGGCUGCGGCAAGUCGUACGCGCCUUUCCCCGUGGGGUGCAUGUUCCACAGCGAGGGCGGGCUCAAGAGCUUCGAGCACCCCAUGAACCGGCUCAAGGCGAUGCCGCGGGUGGACAGCGAGGGCGUCAUGUGCGGUGCCACCUUCAAGGUCGACACCUUCACUAAGAUCAACUCCAUGCCGCGCGUCGGCAGCUCUACAAACUGGGCCGUAUGGGACGACGCCGUCUGAGUAGGCAGUGCUCUGCUCACCAACCAUGCCCGCGCCCUCCGCCGUCGCUCUGCCCUCUCCCCUCUGUCUCCGCCGUGCUUCCGUUCUAACCAGUGCCUCAUCUCUUAGGAUAAUGCUACAGCGUGGAAGUACAUCAAUCUCUCCCCCCCCCCCACCCCCUUGCGGUAUACAUUUCUUUCUGGUGCGUGUGGCUUUCGGACUUGGUUGUUGAACAUGAUGAAUAAAGAGUCCGCGGAAAAUUUCGCAUGCAAGCUUUUA
Molecule: messenger RNA, 1130 nt
Organism: Phragmites australis (common reed)
Lineage: Eukaryota; Viridiplantae; Streptophyta; Magnoliopsida; Poales; Poaceae
Product: stem-specific protein TSJT1-like
Exons: 3
Coding region: 105-872 (255 amino acids)
Source: RefSeq, a predicted model, not a curated record